This is a messenger RNA of Tyto alba (common barn owl), 913 nucleotides long. RefSeq names its product transmembrane protein 71 (gene TMEM71). The record is from RefSeq and is a predicted model, not a curated record. The coding region runs from base 47 to 913 and encodes 288 amino acids. The transcript is spliced from 8 exons. Lineage: Eukaryota; Metazoa; Chordata; Aves; Strigiformes; Tytonidae.
CUAUAUUAGCUGUUAUCCCAGAGUGUACGGAACAGUCCUUUUCAAGAUGUAUGGAUUAUCACAUGUUGCAUCAACACCAGGAGCAAGUUCAACAGCGUUUAAUAGAGAACGUAGACGCAGCCUCUCACAGCGUAUUUUUCCAAGUUAUACUUGUGCCUUUUUGGAUGGUGACCCUGCCUAUGAGUGUUGUUCCACAAAUCCUUUGAGAGGCUUGCUUUCCACAUGUCGCCGCAGCCCUCGACUGCUUUCUAAUGGUUAUUACAUCCUGACAGAAGACAGUUUUCUGUCCGAUGAAGAUGGCAACAUAACACUGACACCAUCCCAGACAAGUGUUACAUAUAAAGAGAAUUUAGUUCGUGUAUUCAGGCGAAGGAAGAAAAUCCGUCGCUCUCUUGCCAGAUUGUUAAAUCUUGGUGCCUCCAGGUCAUGGAGGAACAGAAGUGUCCUCAGCAAUAUGGAUUCCUCCCACGUAGACGAUCCUUGGCCCAAUGGAUGCAAUAAUCCAGAAGUCAGUCAGAGUGAUAUUGAUGACUCUGACUUUUCUUCUGAAUAUGAUAGUCAUGUGCCACAAAGGCAAACUCCUUCAUCUAAUGGAGACUCUCUCACCAAAGAUGACGAGUUUCUUCAGCCCAAGAAACCAUUUUGUUCUUCAAAAUCCUGCUCUACAGUUGUGAGAAAUGCAAAUGAAGAGACUUUGAGCAAUGCAGAAUCCAGGGCAGUGCAAAAUGUCCUUUUUCAGAUGGUUGUACUGAACACAUGUUUAAUCAUUUCAGUAUGUACAAGAUAUAUUCUGGGAGGAUUGCCUGCCACUUUGUUGCUGAUAAUUUUAGUUUUUCUUUUUUUUCCCCAAGAUGCUGUUGUGUCAUCUUUCUUCAGCCUUGACACAUCUUUCAAAACAGCCAAGUUUUGGUAA